AUUUUUUGCAUGUGUAGUAUAUCAAAAAUCUGCAGAGCAGCUGUGUGAGAACUUGCAACAUACUCGUACUAGUUCCCUUCUCUGUAUCUUAACACUAAGGAGAAAAAUGAAAAGUUAAAAUUAUAAUUCAUUGAAUUUUCAAAAUUAUUUCUAAAACUUUGAUAUUCGAAAGUUUUACGUAUUCGAGACAGCAUAUAUCCUACAUUUAUAGCUCAAGUUUCAAUGCAACUUAUGAUUAAUCAAAGAAGUAUUUGUGUAAAUAGUGACAAGCUGAUAGUGAGCUGCGUUCGUGAUAGUGAUAAAAAGUUCACGUGAAUGGAAUAUAUUACUGUCAUGUAGUACAAUGACGUAUAAACGUCAGGAAUAUACAAAGUAUUUAUUUUUUUUUAACUAUUAUCAUGGGAUCCAGAUUAAGGGAGGAUGUUAAGCAGCUAUUUGAAUGUUUUUGUGAAAUUGCUGCACCAGUUAGCAACAAACAAGCUUGGAUUCUUCAAAAAUAUCCAAGUUCUUUUUCAGAUGAAGAGAUCUUGAAGUCAGUCCCUAAAUUUGCAUAUCCUUGUGAGAUAGAAAAUUUACUGGUACAGCACUUCUCAUUUGUGCUUACUAGUAUAGAUUCAAAAUGGACCUUUGGUUUUUGUCGGCAUGAUCCAAAAACAGAGACCGCAUUAGUGGUUUUGAGUGCAUUACCAUGGCAUGAAACAUUUUAUAAAUUAUUAAAUCAUAUUGCAUCUUUAACAAAUAAUGGAAGUGGAGAAGAUCUUUGGAAAUUUCUUGAGAAGGUACACAGUUGUAGUGUUCCAAUACCUGGAAAUUCAAUAUCUAUACCAAUACCAAGUCUUAAUUCUAAUUUUGUUUGCCAAAGUCCUAAGCAAUUUCAAUUACCUAGUAUUCCAGAAAAUAGAAAUUUGACAGAGUAUUACAGUGCUGUUGAUGCUCAUAAUAUGAUGGUAGUAUUCGCAUCUAUGCUAUAUGAACGACGCAUUAUUUUUACUUCCAAACGUUUGUCAAGGUUAAGUGCAUGUGUACAAGCAUGCAAUGCUUUAAUUUAUCCAAUGAUUUGGCAGCAUAUAUAUAUCCCAGUACUUCCAUUAUCUUUAAUGGAUUAUUUAUUAGCACCAAUGCCAUUUUUGAUAGGUGUACCUGCUCCAACACUCCAGAGGGUUCACAAAAGUGAUUUAGGCGAGGUAGUUAUUUUAGAUGCUGACAACAAUACCAUUGAGUCUCCUUUUCAAGAUUUGGAAUCUUUACCUCAAGAUGUAGUAACAAAUUUAAAAAAAGCAUUACGCAAUAGACCUGCCUUACUUGGAGAUGGAGUGUCUAGGGCAUUUUUACGAGCAUUAGUACAACUGACUGCAGGAUAUAGAGAAGCAUUAACUUUGCAACAAGGAGAACGUAUCACAUUUGAUCAAAACGCAUUUGUAGAAAGUAGACCAUCUUCCAUGCAACCUUUUCUACGAAAAAUGUUAGAACUUCAAAUCUUUCAACAAUUUAUAGAAGAGAGAUUAAAUAUGCUCAAUUCUGGACUUGGCUUCUCAGAUGAAUUUGAGAUGGAAGCAUGCAGUUAUUCAGUUAAAUCUAGCAAUAAAUUUAUGCAACAAUAUAGAGAAUGGACUUAUGCUAUGAGGAAAGAAAGUUCAGCAUUUUUCCGUAGUGUGAAGGAUAAAGCAAAUCCAGCAGUAAAAUAUGCAGUUAAAUCUGUCAAAGAUAGAGGGAAAGAUAUGAAGACAGCAUACAAAGGAUUGAAAUGGAAAGGACGGUCAAAUAGAAGUGAGAAUAGUAUGAGAUUUCAUCAACCAAGAUCUGCACCUAGUUCGCCUACUCUAGACAGAAAUCCUAUUGGAUUUACAGCACCACCUAAAUCUCCCAAUGGAUUUACUGCUACGACUAGUUAUCGAAAGGAAUUACGUUUACGCAAUAGCAAUUUUACAGAUCCGAGAAAACAAUACUCACCAUUAAGUCCAAGUUCUCCUGAUGAGUCAGAAUCACCACCAGAACGUAUAAAUAUAGAUCUCAUGCAUGAACUUCGGGAUGUAAUAUUUCCAAACACACCACCUGUGGAUAGAACUUUGAAGCCAGUACGCAGUUUAGACAGCUUGAGAUCUGCAUGGAGUGGGCAUUCACGACAUGGCCCCCUACCUCGUACUAUUGUCAGAAACGCUCAUGAAAUAUCCCCUCCAAAAACUACUUCAUCUUGCAUCCAACCAAUACCCAUCAUGAAUAAUACAAUUGAUCAAUGUAAUACUUCAAUGGAAGCAUUACAGAUAAAUCUAAACAAACCUUUUGGUAAUGAUUCAUUGUCUGCUAAAUCAAACAGAAUUACUGCUGAAAUAGAUUCAGAAGCAUGUUUCGUACAUACUUCAUCCUCUGUACGUGGAUUAUCUGCACAGUCUAAUUUUUUACAUGAUUUGUAUACAUGUAAUGAAUGGAUUACUCCUGCUAUCAAUGUUCCUCAUUACUUACAAAAUGAUAUUAAACAGCAAAGAUCACAAUCCAAAGUUCAUUCACAAAACGUAACUAAACAUGAUUACAAAAAUAUUUUUACAAAUGUUGAUUCAGUAUUGAAAAAACAAAAUGACAAUGUAAGUGAUAAUUGCAUUUUAACUACUAAUUCUUUUCAAGAAACUGAGGAUGAUCCUUUUGAUACAAGCAAAGUGUUUAUUCCCUCCUAUUUACAAAAACCAUUGUUUCAUUCCACAAAUCCAUCUUUGUCUACUAAUUCUGACAUAUCAAUCCAUCCUGUAAGUACUACUACAUCCUGUUCUGCACAAGUUAAGAGUUCGCCAGAAGUGCCAGAUUUAAUCAGAUUAGAUUCUACAAAUAGUAAUGAUGAUUUUGACCCAUUACUUUCUAAAUCUUCAGUAUUUCCUAAUACAAAGCAAAUGACACAGUCCCUACAUAUACCAGAAAUGGGUGAAGGUCUUAGUAAUCCUUUAUAUCCUUAUUUUCAACCUUUACACAGUGCAAAAGAUGUACAACAUUCGCAUAAACCUUCUGAUAGUGUUGGUGAUUUGGAUCUAUUACAAGCAUAUGGUUUAGAUUUUGAUAAAUUUAGUGUAACUAAUGGUGCAUCGCCAACAAAAAGUUCAGUAGCACCUACACAGAAUGCACCUGGAAACAGUAUUAAAAAUAUGGAUAAUGCUUUUAGCUUAUCGCUCGGCACAUCUACAGUUAAGCCACAAAAUAAUUGGACAAAAUUUGAAUAGAUAAAAAAGAUUAGAAAUCGCAUAUCAUAAUUGUAUAUAUCGGUUUUUGUUAUUUAUCACUAUAUAUCUGCAAUAUAACUUGUAUAUUUUCUUUGGAAGAUAAUUGAAUGCAGCAAAUGUUCAUAAUAAUAUUAUAUUGGGAUGUGAAGUAUUGUUACUUUCAUUCAUAGAAAGUGUAUCGUUCCUAUCCUGAUGCACAAUUAUGAAUUUAAUAUAUCUGUUUAUAUUUAAAAUUUCUUGUAAUCUAAUUAUAUACAAAACAUGCUUAUUUGUACAUAACUAUUAAAUUUUAUUAUUAUUAUU
Molecule: messenger RNA, 3506 nt
Organism: Vespula pensylvanica (western yellowjacket)
Lineage: Eukaryota; Metazoa; Arthropoda; Insecta; Hymenoptera; Vespidae
Product: DENN domain-containing protein 1A
Exons: 15
Coding region: 399-3203 (934 amino acids)
Biological process (GO): endocytosis; endocytic recycling
Cellular component (GO): cytosol; intracellular membrane-bounded organelle
Molecular function (GO): guanyl-nucleotide exchange factor activity; phosphatidylinositol phosphate binding
Source: RefSeq, a predicted model, not a curated record